Messenger RNA from Strongyloides ratti, 2280 nucleotides. RefSeq names its product Transducin beta-like protein 3. Bases 1 to 2280 code for a protein of 759 amino acids. Gene Ontology annotation, biological process: endonucleolytic cleavage to generate mature 5'-end of SSU-rRNA from (SSU-rRNA, 5.8S rRNA, LSU-rRNA); endonucleolytic cleavage in 5'-ETS of tricistronic rRNA transcript (SSU-rRNA, 5.8S rRNA, LSU-rRNA). NCBI's taxonomy places the organism in Eukaryota, Metazoa, Nematoda, Chromadorea, Rhabditida, Strongyloididae. The transcript is spliced from 3 exons. The record is from RefSeq and is a predicted model, not a curated record. Gene Ontology annotation, molecular function: U3 snoRNA binding; protein binding. Gene Ontology annotation, cellular component: 90S preribosome; nucleolus; small-subunit processome.
AUGUCUUCUACAGUUAGAUGUAAUGACUGUAUAAAUGUAAUUGAUCCACAUGAUUGGUCAAUUAAAUAUAAAAUACGUGACCCUACUGAUAAUGAUGAAGUUACUAUAAGCGCUUAUUUAGUUGUUGAAAAUAUAGCUUAUGUUUGUUAUGUAUCUGGUCUUUGUAAAAUUUUUGUUCUUCCUCGUAUGCCACAUGAAAAACCCUAUAUAAAGCAUCAAUGGAGAGUUACUGAUAAUACUUGUUAUGUAGCUUUAUUAGCACACAACAAUAAACAGCAUCUUUUAGCCAUGGGAAUGACAAAUAAUACUACAGUAGUAUGGAAUAAAAAUGGAAAUCGUGUUUACACAAUAAAAGGAGCUAUUAGAGUUACAGCUUUAAAUUUUGAACUUGAUGAUAUAUUAUAUAUUGGAUAUGAACGAGGAGAAGUUAAUAGAGUUAUACUAAAAAAAGAUUCUCAUGAUUGCAAGCUUGAAAAUGAACAUCAUAAUAUGAGAGUAACAUCUUUUUGUUUAAGUGCAGACAAAAAUAAAAUAUUUUCAACAUCAACAGAUGGGAAAUUAUCUAUUUUAAAUGUUAAAACAAAUAAAUUGAUUGAUUCAAUAGAUUUAAAAACUCCAUUAUAUGACUCUGUAAAACAUCAAAGUCAAGAUGAUGUUAUUUAUCUUGCAACAGAUAAUGGAUUACUAUAUCAGUAUGAUAUAAAAAUAAAAAAACACAUCAAAACAAUAAAUUUUGGUCAUCAUGAACCAUUAAUGGAAGUAUUAUUUAAUCCUGUAACAUCAUCAUACCUUCUUUGUACAGGUAAUAAUGAUAUUCUUGUUAUUGAUGCAAUUGGUGAUAAACUUUCAUCAAAAAGAGCAUAUGUAGGUUAUUAUGACCAAAUUUAUGGAGUUGAAUAUAUAUCCCAAGUGACAAAUUGUAUAGCUAUUUGUAGUAAUUCAAAACAUAUAAAUAUUUUUAAUGUUAAAAAUCAUUCAUCAAUCUUAGUUGAAGCACAUGAAGAUAUGGUUACAACUAUUCAUUCUCCAUCAUGGAAUGAUUUUAUUUUUGGAACAGGAUCAAAAGAUAAAAAUUUAAAAAUUUGGAAUAUGGUAUCAAGUGAUAAUGGAAUUGGUUUUUUACCAAAAUGUUUAGCAUUUGGUAGUGGUCAUACUGAUCAAAUUAGUUGUUUAAAAUUUUGUAAUUCCAAGUCAUCAUGCCAAUUUAUUGUUACAGUAUCUGGAGAUAAUACAUUAAAAUUGUGGGAUAUUACUGAAGCAGUUAAGAAUGAAAUAAAUGAUAAAGUGGUAAAUAUUAUAGCAUCUUCUACUUUGUUGGCUCACUCAAGUGAAAUAAUGUGCCUAGAUGUUAGUAGUAAUGAUACACUUUGUGUUACUGGUUCAAAAGAUAAAAAUGCCAAAUUAUGGCAUAUUAAAAGAAGUAACAUGAAACUAGGAAUAGUUGGUACUUUAAAAGGACACACAAAACCAGUGUAUAGUGUCAAAUUUUGUGAAACAUCACCUUUUGUUUGUACAGGAUGUGGAGAUCAUAAAAUUAGGAUGUUUAAUAUUAAUGAUUUAGAUUGUAUUCAGACAUUUGAUGAACAUGAAUUUGGUAUAACACAAAUUAAUUUUAUUCCAAGUCAUAAAGCUAUGAUUUCUUGUGAUACAAAUGGUGUAAUAAAAACAUGGAAUUUAAACAAAAAAAUUUGUGAAAAAACUUAUGAUAAUGAGCAUAAUGGUUUUAUUUGGACAACAUGUGUUGUACCCAGAAAACACCAACCAACUCUUAUUAUAACAGGUGGUAAUGAUGGUAAAUUUAUAAUUUGGGAAGAUUGCACAGAGGAGGAGCAACAAAUUUUUAACAUUAAAAUAGCUGAACGUGAAACAAAAGUACAAUCCAUUAGAAAUUUAAUAGAACAAAAAAAAUACAAAGACGGUUUUUUAUUUGCCAUUGAAUUAGAACAACCAUUUAUGUGUUUAAAAAUAAUUAAAUUUAUAAUUGAAGAAAAGUGCAAUGAUUUAGAGGAAAUUGUUAGUGCAUUAGACAAAACUCAGUUAGCACGUGUAUUAGACUACCUAAGUCAAUGGAUAACAACAAAAAAAUACUUUAUCGAAGCAAGUUUCACAUUAAAUAUAUUAUUACGUGAAUUAGAACCUAUUGAUGUUAUUAACAACAUUAAUUCCAAUAUAGUUAUUUCUAACUUGUCAUAUGGGAUGAGACAUCGUGAUAGAUUAAUAAAUCUACACGACAACUUUAUGCUCAUAUCAAAAACAUAUGAAGAUGGACAUGUAGAUUAA